Molecule: messenger RNA, 735 nt
Organism: Exophiala dermatitidis NIH/UT8656
Lineage: Eukaryota; Fungi; Ascomycota; Eurotiomycetes; Chaetothyriales; Herpotrichiellaceae
Exons: 5
Coding region: 1-735 (244 amino acids)
Source: RefSeq, a predicted model, not a curated record
AUGAGCACAAGCUCUCUCCGUUCGGAAGGUCUCCAUGCGAAGCUCCAGCGAUUGCAAGAAUAUUCAGCCUGCGAUGUCUCGGAUGCUCUCCUCAAGCUCCAGAAAACAAAGUCCGGAGAGGUUUCCCGGGCCGGAUAUCUCGCGGACAUCGGGCCUAUUGCAACACCACCGACGUCUGCCGAAACAGUGCGGAAAGUCAUUGCUCCUGCAAGUACCUUGAAACUGGUGUCGAAACAUUCUCCACCUGAAGAAGCACCGCCAGCCGAGCACAGCGUGCCAAAGGGGAGUCAUUGGGUUGACUUAACUGAGUCUGGCACGAUCCUUGUGAUCGACCAGCCUUCGGGCCAAAAGUGUGCUGCUGUAGGAGGCAUCAUGGCCCAGCGGAUGAAAAUCAGAGGCCUUGCUGGCUGUGUGGUCGGUGGCCGCGUGCGAGAUAUGGCAGAGCUCAGAAAAUCUGAGCUGCCGAUCUUUGCUCUGGGCAAAUCCACUGUGGGCACGAAUGCAGAAUCGACGGUGUAUGCUCGCAAUGUGCCGGUCUCCAUCACCGGCGUGACUGUGUCACCUGGCGACAUUGUGUUCUGCGACUCGCAGGAGGGUGUGGUGAUCAUUCCACAAGAGUUGCUGGACGAGGCUUUGUCGUUGAUGCCAAAGCUCGUCGCAGCAGACGACAAGGUGAAAGAUGCUGUCUCCAGGGGCACGACUGUCGCAGCUGCGUUCAAAGCAUUUCGAGGAUAG